AUGAUGCCUCAACAGAGGAGUUUUAUUGAUGCUGUGAUGCGGCAUAACCCACCAACAUAUUUUGGUUCCGUAGAGCCUGAAGUUCUUGAGUUCUGGGUUAAAAAGAUGGAAAAGAUAUUUCGUGUUGUUCAGGUUCCACCAGAUCAACGAGCCAAUAUCGGGGCUAAUUUCUUGGAAGGUCGAGCAAAUCGGUGGUGGUUAGGUGAGGAAGCUGCGGGAGUGGACCAAGUGGAUUUGACUUGGGAUGAGUUUAAAGCAAAAUUAAAUGCUAGGUUUAUACCGUCACAUGUUCGAAAAGCAAAGAAGCAAAAGCUGCUGGACUUGAAGCAGGGUUCGAUGUCAGUCGAGGACUAUUUUGUAAAGUUCAAUGAGUUGGAGAUGUAUGUUCCUGACUACUUUUCCUGUGAGCGAGAUAGAGUUGAUCAUUUUGUAGAUGGGUUGCAGCAGAGGAUUCAAGAAACUUUAGCUGUGUUGGAUAUCAGUUCGUUGUAUGAGGCUUACGAGCGUGCUGCCCGAUUCUAUCAGAAGCAGGAAGUCAGGCAGAAGGGCAGUAAGAAGGAAAUGGGGUAUCAACAUCAGUUUCGAGAUAAAGGAAAAGCUGAGGUGGAGGACGAACCAAAUGGUACCCAUUGUGAUGAAGUUCCAUUAACAUGUUUUAAGUGUGGUGGUAGUGGUCAUAUUGCCAGGCUAUGCCCAAGUGUGGUAACUGCAAGGGAGUUUCCAGAACCGAGAUUUAGGCCAUGGCAGCAGCCAUCUUCACAGUCACAGGGGAGAGGAUUAGGAUCAUCAUGGCGAGGUGGUCGAAGCCAGUCACGUCCAUCAUCUAGGCAGCUAGACAGAGGACCUGACCAGCGUGGCAGAAUAAAUGUUGUUACCCAAACAGAGGCUGAUCAUCACCCAGGUGAGGUUCUAACAGGUAGAUUUCUUAUUUGCGGUUUGUCAGCUAUUGUGUUAUUUGAUUCGGGUGCAACGUUCUCGUUCAUAUCUAAACGUUUGGUUAAGAGAUUGGGUCUGAAUUCAUCGGUAGAAGUGGUAGUGGAAGUUUUACUUCCAUCACGAGAAGUACUGGAGUGCCGAGAACUCUAUAUGCAAAUUCCGGUUAGUAUUGAGGGAGUUGAUUUUGCUACAUACUUGUUGAGUAUGAAGUUAUCCGAGUUCGAUGUGAUACUGGGGAUGGAUUGGUUAAUGGCAUAUCAAGCUCAAUUUGAUUGUCGAAAAAGAUCAAUUUCGUUGGUUGGAGCGAUGGGUGAACAAGUGAGCUAUGCAGGAUCUGCAAGACAACCUUCUAUGAAGGUAAUUUUGUCCCUAUCAUUUCAAGCACUUAUUCGUAAGGGGUAUCCAGUAUAUCUGUGUGAGGUAAGAGAUUUGAAGCAAGGGGAGCAGCGGUUGCAAAAUAUUCAUGUGGUUUGA
Andrographis paniculata is the source of this 1410-nucleotide messenger RNA. RefSeq lists its product as uncharacterized. The coding region runs from base 1 to 1410 and encodes 469 amino acids. The transcript is spliced from 2 exons. Gene Ontology annotation, molecular function: nucleic acid binding; zinc ion binding. NCBI's taxonomy places the organism in Eukaryota, Viridiplantae, Streptophyta, Magnoliopsida, Lamiales, Acanthaceae. The record is from RefSeq and is a predicted model, not a curated record.